Prunus armeniaca (apricot) is the source of this 981-nucleotide messenger RNA. The record is from the annotation of a GenBank genome assembly. NCBI's taxonomy places the organism in Eukaryota, Viridiplantae, Streptophyta, Magnoliopsida, Rosales, Rosaceae.
AUGUGUUGCCAUGGUGAUGCUUUGGUACAAAGAGUCUGUGAAUUGUAUGAGCAAAUCUCAAGCCUUGAGAGCCUCAAACCCUCCAAAGAUGUCAACAUGCUCUUCACCCAACUCGUGCUCACAUGCAUGCCACCAAGUCCAAUUGAUGUUUCCAAGUUAUGCCAAGGGGUGCAAGAAAUAAGGUCAAAGCUUAUAAGGCUUUGUGGAGAGGCAGAAGGACUUUUGGAGAAUCAUUUCUCAACCAUCUUAGGCUCAUAUGAACACCCUCUUGACCAUCUCACCAUUUUCCCUUAUUACUCUAAUUACCUCAAGCUUAGCAAACUUGAGUUCACCAUCCUUAGCCAACACUUCCCUCAUGUUCCUAGCAAAAUUGCCUUUGUGGGUUCAGGCCCUCUUCCUCUGACCUCAAUUGUUUUGGCCUCCAAUCACCUCACCACAACCUCUUUCCACAACUAUGACAUUGACCCUUCAGCCAAUUCCAAGGCUCUUGGCCUGGUCUCGUCCGAUCCUGACCUAUCAAAAAGAAUGGUUUUCCACACCACAGAUAUAAUGGAUGUCACAAAUGCUUUAAAAGACUAUGACGUUGUGUUUUUGGCAGCUCUUGUGGGCAUGGACAAGAUGGAGAAGCUGAAAAUUAUCGAUCACUUGGCUAAGUACAUGGCUCCAGGAGCAACUUUGAUGCUAAGGAGUGCACAUGGUGCCAGGGCCUUUCUGUAUCCAGUGAUUGACCCUUGUGAUGAUCUUAGAGGGUUUGAGGUUCUUUCUGUGUUUCAUCCCACUGAUGAAGUCAUUAACUCAGUAGUGAUUGCGCGUAAAUACGCAUUGCCUGCACAGCACUCAUCACCAAUUGAUCCUCAGGGGCUUAAUGCUGCUCCUAUUAUACUGCCCAACAAGUGUUCUGGGAUUGAAGCCUUCAAUCCCCUCCUCAAUCAUGGGAGCAUGAUGAUUGAGGAAUUGGCCUUUGAAGAGCAGCUUUCAUAA